Molecule: messenger RNA, 427 nt
Organism: Arvicanthis niloticus (Nile rat)
Lineage: Eukaryota; Metazoa; Chordata; Mammalia; Rodentia; Muridae
Product: protein FAM24A-like
Source: RefSeq, a predicted model, not a curated record
GGUGCCGCUACAUUCUAGCAGUCCUGGCAGACCUCAGCCCUCCAACAGUGAGGCACAUCAGCCCGGAUCUUAAUUGACCUAACAGGUGUGAAAGAUGUUCGACUUGAGGACGAAGAUUAUGAUCGGCAUUGCUAGCACUUUGCUGGUUGCUGCAAUUGUGCUGAUAACUGUUGUCCUCUGUCUUUACCUGAAAAUAUCCAAGGCCCUCAAAACCGCAAGGGAGGCUGAAAGCUGCAUGGAUCCAUGCAAGGACCCCCAUGAGAAGAUCAUCCGGGCCAAGCCCAUUAUUGCUGAGACCUGUCGUCCCCUCCAGUGUUGUGAUGACUGUAACAUCUAUAAGGAUGUUGGCUCCCUGCCACCAUGCUUUUGUGGCACAAAUGAGGGACUCUGACAUGGCAAUGGUGGACACAAAAAUCUUCACAAUCAG